This is a messenger RNA of Fomitiporia mediterranea MF3/22, 177 nucleotides long. RefSeq lists its product as uncharacterized. NCBI's taxonomy places the organism in Eukaryota, Fungi, Basidiomycota, Agaricomycetes, Hymenochaetales, Hymenochaetaceae. The transcript has 2 exons. The record is from RefSeq and is a predicted model, not a curated record. The coding region runs from base 1 to 177 and encodes 58 amino acids.
AUGACCUAUUCACAUUCCUUAUCCGUUCUGUUUUUGGAAUUGGGACAAACAUCAGUGUACCAGAUUAAUGCUGUGAUUGGACGGAAGGAUACGACGGAGGCAGAUGAUCUCGACGCUCCGCUUGCUUGGGCGUUCUUCGGUAUGCAGGAUAUGAAGCCGGAGGAUUUGUAUAGUUGA